GCAUUGGACAGACAGAGAGUGAAAGAGAGGGCAGGGAGAGGGAGAGAAGGAGAGAGACGGGGGGAGCAGAGAAGAGGGAAGAGAGAGGGAGGGAGGGAGAGAGAGAGAGAGAAGAGAGAGGGAAAGAGCGGAAGAAAGGAGAAAGCGAGAGCGAAGUGCCGCUGCAGAUAAUUGAUUACUCCUCGAUCAGGGCUAACUUGUUAGCAAUAGUCAAUUGCCCCAUCUCUCCGCCUCCCCUCGCAGUACGGAAUCUGCGCCCUCGCUUCGGCUCCUCCAACUGCCGCCGCCAGGACCCGGGGCCAGGAGCCGCGGCGGAGCCACCUGACACCUUUAAAUAGCACCGGGGCUGGCGAAACUGGAGCCCCGCGCGACGCGCCCCGGCUCGGGCCCCGGAUUGCUGGAAGCCCCGGCGGCGGCGGUGCCGGCGCCAGCGCCCUCCUCCCGGGGCCCCGCGCGGCUCUGCCCGCCUCUGCCGCUGCGCUAGGCGGCCCGCGCCCAGCCCGGCGCGGCCUGCUCCCCGCCCGGCGCCCGAGCUGCCCGCGGGCUGGGUGCCCGCGGCCCGAGCCGCCCCGGCCGGGCCCCCCAACGAGGCCGAGAUGACUUCGAAGGAGGAUGGCAAGGCGGCGCCAGGGGAGGAGCGGAGGCGCAGCCCGCUGGACCACCUGCCGCCGCCCGCCAACUCCAACAAGCCUCUGACGCCGUUCAGCAUCGAGGACAUCCUCAACAAGCCGUCUGUGCGGAGAAGUUACUCGCUGUGCGGGGCGGCGCACCUGCUGGCGGCCGCGGACAAGCACGCGCCGGGCGGCUUGCCCCUGGCGGGCCGCGCGCUGCUCUCGCAGACCUCGCCGCUGUGCGCGCUGGAGGAGCUCGCCAGCAAGACCUUUAAGGGGCUGGAGGUCAGCGUCCUGCAGGCAGCCGAAGGCCGCGACGGGAUGACCAUCUUUGGGCAGCGGCAGACCCCUAAGAAGCGGCGAAAGUCCCGCACGGCCUUCACCAACCACCAGAUCUACGAGUUGGAGAAGCGCUUCCUCUACCAGAAGUACCUGUCCCCGGCCGACCGCGACCAGAUCGCGCAGCAGCUGGGCCUCACCAACGCUCAGGUCAUCACCUGGUUCCAGAACCGGCGCGCCAAGCUCAAGCGAGACCUGGAGGAGAUGAAGGCCGACGUGGAGUCCGCCAAGAAACUGGGCCCCAGCGGGCAGAUGGACAUCGUGGCUCUGGCCGAACUCGAGCAGAACUCGGAGGCCUCGGGCGGCGGGGGCGGCGGUUGUGGCCGGGCCAAGUCGAGGCCUGGCUCGCCCUCGCUCCCCCCUGGCGCCCCGCAGGCCCCGGGCGCCGGGCCCCUGCAGCUCUCACCCGCCUCCCCGCUCACUGACCAGCCGGUCAGCAGCCAGGACUGCUCAGAGGACGAGGAGGACGAAGAGAUCGACGUGGACGAUUGAGAGGCGCCCGGGUGCUGCCACCAGUCCAGGCCCGGAGCGCCGGCGCGCCUGCCGCCUCCCGGACCAGACCACGGAGGGGAGCUGGGACCUCCUCUGUCACUCCCGCCUUCUCCCCUGCUCCCGGCCGGGACUCGGCUCUCGUCGGCCGCCUCUUCCCUCUCGAAGCAAUAAAUCCGGGCUGGCCGGCGGGGCCGGCUGCCGCUCGCGGCCUCCGCCGCUGCGCGAGCCCUUGCCGUGCAGUUCUGUAUGGCUUCUGUAUAAAUAUUUAAACCUCUAUAUAGGGUUCUUCCCA
Molecule: messenger RNA, 1734 nt
Organism: Talpa occidentalis (Iberian mole)
Lineage: Eukaryota; Metazoa; Chordata; Mammalia; Eulipotyphla; Talpidae
Gene: LBX1
Product: ladybird homeobox 1
Exons: 2
Coding region: 597-1442 (281 amino acids)
Biological process (GO): regulation of DNA-templated transcription
Molecular function (GO): DNA-binding transcription factor activity, RNA polymerase II-specific; DNA binding
Source: RefSeq, a predicted model, not a curated record